AUGGCAAAGGAGGGUCCUAAUUGGGAAGGCUUACUUAAAUGGAGUCUCUCUCACUCUGAUGGCAACGGUUCUUCCCCUCAACUAAGCGAGGAGGAUAGAAAAUGGUUCAUGGAGGCAAUGCAAUCACAGACUGUUGAUGUUGUAAAGCGAAUGAAAGAGAUAACUCUUGUUAUGCAGACUCCAGAUCAGGUUUUGGAGUCACAUGGUGUAACUCCUCAAGAUAUUGAAGAUAUGCUGGAUGAGCUACAAGAGCAUGUGGAGUCCAUUGAUAUGGCCAAUGAUCUUCACUCGAUUGGUGGCUUGGUACCACUUCUUGGCUACCUGAAGAACUCGCAUGCUAACAUCAGACAGAAAGCUGCAGAAGUUGUGAGUAUGAUUGUUCAGAACAACCCUAGAGGUCAACAAUUGGUCAUGGAAGCAAAUGGCCUUGAACAACUUUUGUCAAAUUUUACUUUGGAUCCUGAUGUCUUGGUCCGCACCAAAGCACUCGGUGCAAUCUCAUCUCUAAUCAGACAUAACAAGCCCGGGAUUUCUGCAUUUCGCCUUGCAAAUGGUUAUGCAGCUCUAAGAGAUGCGUUGAGCUCUGGCGAUGUGAGAUUUCAAAGGAAAGCCCUUAACUUGAUCCAUUAUUUAUUAAACGAGAACCGUUCAGAGUGCCGUAUAGUGACUGAGCUCGGAUUCCCUCAUAUAUUGAUGAACCUUGCAUCGAGUGAAGUUGCUGAUGUACGUGAAGCUGCACUUCGGGGCCUCCUUGACCUAGCUCAAGACAGACUGGGAAAGCUUGACAGUAUCCCAAAUGAAGAAUAUGACAGAUUGAAGAAAAUUUUACAAGAACGGAUAAAGGAAAUUGGGAAGAUGUCUGCCGAAGACUUAGGGGCUGCCAAAGAGGAAAGACAGCUUGUGGACUCUCUCUGGAGUGCCUGCUAUAAUGAACCAUCUUCCCUUCGAGAGAAGGGGCUUCUUGUCCUCCCAGGAGAAGAUGCGCCUCUACCAGAUGUUGCCAGCAAGCAUUUUGAACCACCACUCAGGGCAUGGGCUGCUAACCAAAAUCCUGAUACAAAACCUAGUUCUGAAAAGAAGGAAAGUUCACUGUUAAUUGGUCCGGGACAAUCUACUGACAAUGCUUCCUAG
Fraxinus pennsylvanica is the source of this 1131-nucleotide messenger RNA. NCBI's taxonomy places the organism in Eukaryota, Viridiplantae, Streptophyta, Magnoliopsida, Lamiales, Oleaceae. The record is from the annotation of a GenBank genome assembly.